Molecule: messenger RNA, 1440 nt
Organism: Venturia canescens
Lineage: Eukaryota; Metazoa; Arthropoda; Insecta; Hymenoptera; Ichneumonidae
Gene: PIG-M
Product: Phosphatidylinositol glycan anchor biosynthesis class M
Exons: 1
Coding region: 135-1283 (382 amino acids)
Biological process (GO): GPI anchor biosynthetic process
Cellular component (GO): membrane; glycosylphosphatidylinositol-mannosyltransferase I complex
Molecular function (GO): alpha-1,4-mannosyltransferase activity; GPI mannosyltransferase activity
Source: RefSeq, a predicted model, not a curated record
AGGAAUUUGAAAAGUUCAAAGCCUGUUUGAUCGAAGCGGCUAAAAGGAACAAGACGAAAUUGUAGGAUUGUAGUAGAAGCUCGAUUUUUACUGAAAAAUUCUUUUUUCUUCGAGCGUUAUAGAAAUUUAUAGAAAUGACGACUUUAUCGUUUGCCCAACAUUGCACGAUGGGUCUGGUGAUCCGAUGGCUUUUGAUUAUUUAUGCGAAUUACCACGAUCGUAAAUUUUCCGUGCCGUAUACCGAUGUCGAUUACAGAGUUUAUACGGACGCAUCGCGUAUGAUGGUGAACGGUGAUUCUCCUUACGAUCGUCACACGUAUCGUUACACACCCCUUCUAGCCAGCAUUCUAAUACCAAACAUCCUUCUCCACGGGGAUUUCGGUAAAGUUUUCUUUUCCUUUAUCGACAUCGUCGUGACGAUACUCACGAGAAACACAUUGUUAAACGGAUCGUGUAAAACGAGCAAUGCAGAAACGUACGCGUUAGCCUGGCUCUACAAUCCUCUAACGAUUGUCAUAACGACCCGUGGAAAUGCAGACUCUUUAGCAGUUUUGUUGGUCCUCUCGACUCUUUUUUUUCUGCGAAAAGAGAAUCCAAUAUUAGCUGGACUUUUGCACGGUCUCUCAAUACAUUUUCGACUGUAUCCAAUCGCUUUUAGUCUCUCCAUGUAUCUAUCGUUGAGAGAAAAAAAUCUUUUUUUCCCUAACGCCAAACAAGCCAAGCUCGUGGUUGCUUGUAUUUCAUCCCUUGUUUUUUUCACCUCGGUUAGUUAUUAUUUCUACGGCUACAAGUAUCUCUACGAGAGCAUGAUUUAUCAUCUCAUGAGAAAGGAUGCGAGACACAAUUUCUCCGUUUUUUUUUACGCGACCUACUUGUCUACCAGUCUUACGAUAAAUAUUUUCAAACGAAUAAUCACGUUUUUGCCUCAAUUACUCGUUCUCGUGGCAAUUUCGCUACGAUACUCCGACAGAAAACACCUCCCCUUCGCCAUCUUCACCCAAGCCAUCGUUAUGGUCGCUUACAAUCCGGUCAUGACGUCGCAAUACUUUUUUUGGUUUUUGUCUUUAUUGCCGGUGUGUUUGCCCGACAUAAGAAUGUCGGUUAAGAGGUGGCUCGCUUCAACGACUUUUUGGCUAAUUGCACAAGGUAUUUGGCUAUUCGAUGCUUAUUUGCUCGAAUUCCAGGGCCUUAACACCUUCCAUCGUAUUUGGCUCGAUGGAAUUUUAUUUUUCAUCGUUAACCUCAAAAUUCUUUACGAUAUGAUUAAAUAUUACGAGCGUUGAUUAUCGGCCAUAAUUAAUCAGUCAUUAGUCCCUCAAUCGUUAUAAGGUAGUUGGUAAAACUUUGUUUUCUUUGGUACAUUGAAAUUGGUGUCACUCACCUGUGCGCCGUUUGUUUCAUGUUUACACGAAAAUCAAAUAAAUAAAAUUUAUCAAUUUA